CCCACCCUCACUCUAUCUUUCUCACCGCUCCUCACUUCAUUUCAUACUCUCUCACCUCACCCGCUGUCUCUUUCUCUUCCUUCUCUACCAUUUCACCAGAGCUCUCACACGCCGUUGUUAGGGCUCGAGAGCUCCCAAUAACUUAGCAUGAACAAAGUUAUCGUCUGAAGCAAUCAGGUUGCUUUUCUUCGAGGCACGCAAAAUGAAUAAAGGAAGUACUUUUUAUGCUGAAGAUGAGAAGUUUCCUUUCCGAAUCACUAGAGCAAGGGCAAGAGCCUUGGGAUCACUAGGAGGAAUACCCACUUCCUCGAGGCCAUCCUUUAAACAAGAACAGAAGCGUGCCCAUCCAGCAAAGUCCAAAAGAGCAGCAUCUGAUGAGAGCAAAGCUUCGGUGGUUAUUCCUGAUGGUCUUCAGAAAAAGAGGCGGGCAAUGCUCACAGAUGUAACAAACAUUUGUGAAAAUUCAUAUCAUAAAAGAAUUGAUGCACCCAGUUUCCAGGCAAAAGGAGGUAAAAAAACAAAGUCAGCUUCUGUUGUGUCCACAGAAGUUUCUUCAACACAAGAAGACGAUAAAACAAAGUUAGCUGAAGAAUUAUCCAAAAUAAGGAUGGUGGAAUCACGCAACACUACUGAUGCAUUAAAGUUGGAAGACAAAAUGCCACCACAACAAUGCAUGUCCAAUGGUGUAGGAGAUUGUCUUUUGGCAGAUCCCAUGCUUUCAACGCAGGACUCUGUGGUGUCUGAUGAAAUCCUGACCGCUCCAGAUAAAGAAAUAGAGAAACUAAGACCCUCAGAUGGCUUGGGCAUUGUAGACAUUGAUUCAGAGUUAAAGGAUUCUCAAGUUUGGAGUUUAUAUGCCCCAGACAUAUACAAAAUCAUACGUGUCACAGAGCUUGAAAGAAGACCAUCAACUGAUUACAUGGAGAAGUUACAGCAGGACGUCAAUCCCAACAUGCGGGCAAUUCUGAUUGAUUGGCUUGUGGAGGUUUCUGAGGAAUAUAAACUGGUUCCAGAUACUCUUUACCUUACUGUAAAUCUCAUCGACCGGUUUCUCUCUAUAAGCUUAACUACGAAACAAAAGCUUCAGCUUGUUGGUGUCGCUUGCAUGCUGAUUGCAUCAAAGUAUGAAGAGAUUUGCGCUCCUCGAGUGGAAGAUUUCUGCUUCAUCACAGAUAAUACAUACACGAGAGAUGAGGUAUUGAAAAUGGAGAGUGAGGUUUUAAAUCUUCUGCAUUUUCAGUUAGCUGUUCCCACCACCAAAACAUUUCUCAGGAGAUACAUCCAAGUAGCACAAUGUUCCUACAAGGUUCCAUGUGUUGAACUGGAAUUAUUGGCAAAUUAUUUAGCUGAGCUUACACUCGUUGAAUACAACUUCCUCAAGUUCUUACCUUCCCUUAUUGCUGCAUCUGCUAUCUUCCUUGCCAGAUGGACGCUCAACCAGUCAGAACACCCAUGGAACCCAACCCUGGAGCAUUACACAAGUUACAAAGCACCAGCGCUUAAAGCUAGUGUUCUUGCUCUGGAAGAUUUACAAUCCAAUACCAAGUCAUGUUCCCUGAAUGCGAUACGAGAAAAAUAUAGACUUCAAAAGUUCAAGCGCGUGGCAGCAUUGUCUGCAAAAACAGUGCUACCUCUUUUCGAGACUCAAUUGUAGAUGAUACAGAGCUCUCAAGAAGGAUCACAUCAAACAUCGACGUUCAAGUUCAAUCAAUUAAGGCACUUGGAGACCUCAUAGUGACGUGAAAUUGGUACAGCAAGAUAGUUUUCAAACAGUAGGUCUGCCCUUAGAGCUAAAUAUUUUUUUUUGAAACUCGCUAGCCUACUAGCAACUGCUAACUUCAGCUACACCCUUCAGGUUGCUUUCUUGCAACAAGCCUCGUUGCUUUAUCAAGAUUACUUUUGUACCCAAACUGUGUAAUGAAAAAAUGCCAAAAAUAUAUUUACAAUCCAUCUUCAUCUUCCA
This is a messenger RNA of Prosopis cineraria, 1963 nucleotides long. RefSeq names its product cyclin-A2-1. Lineage: Eukaryota; Viridiplantae; Streptophyta; Magnoliopsida; Fabales; Fabaceae. The transcript has 12 exons. The coding region runs from base 203 to 1654 and encodes 483 amino acids. Gene Ontology annotation, molecular function: cyclin-dependent protein serine/threonine kinase regulator activity. Gene Ontology annotation, biological process: mitotic cell cycle phase transition; regulation of cyclin-dependent protein serine/threonine kinase activity. Gene Ontology annotation, cellular component: cyclin-dependent protein kinase holoenzyme complex; nucleus; cytoplasm. The record is from RefSeq and is a predicted model, not a curated record.